Anopheles funestus (African malaria mosquito) is the source of this 5273-nucleotide messenger RNA. Its product is annotated as A disintegrin and metalloproteinase with thrombospondin motifs 9-like. The record is from RefSeq and is a predicted model, not a curated record. The transcript has 7 exons. NCBI's taxonomy places the organism in Eukaryota, Metazoa, Arthropoda, Insecta, Diptera, Culicidae. Gene Ontology annotation, cellular component: extracellular matrix. Gene Ontology annotation, molecular function: metalloendopeptidase activity; zinc ion binding. Gene Ontology annotation, biological process: extracellular matrix organization. The coding region runs from base 437 to 1999 and encodes 520 amino acids.
GUAGCUUCCUUCUAACCAUUGCGACCGUUCCUUUCUCUUCCCGCUCAUCUUUAUGUUACAUGUUCGGACUAAAUCGUUUGUCGGCUGGUUCUCCCGCAACUUUAUGUCGUUAAUGAGUUUCUUAUGCUUUCAUAUUUUUUUCUAUAUGUAUUCAUGUUAUAUGUUUAUUUGUUUUAUCAUUGUUUACAAUUCGUCUAUUUGCUUUUGUUUCAAUCGAUUCGAUUGUUUUGUCAAUUUUUCUUUCCUUAAUAUAAUACUGUUUUUAUAAUUUUCCAUCAAAUAUUUAACUUCUGUUUUUAUUGCUCACACCACCGUACAAUAACAGAACCACCGAAGUACAGUAUUUUCUAUAGCAUUCGACUCAAAAUUCUCCCCAUCCUUUAUCUAUGUAUCUUCCCCAAAACAAAAACCGGUGCCAACUAUAAUUUUGUAGCACAUGCCUAACACCCAAUACUCAUCCUUUCGGAACGACGUACAGCCAAACCAGAGCAUGAAAAAUGGCAACUACCAACCAAACACGGAAACGAGCCCUGUUCUGCGUGGACAGUGGCGCACCUACAAUUAUUCCAACUGCAGUGCGGAAUGUAAAGGCGGGUUUAAGAAGCGCAUGGUUCGCUGCAUGUCCAAAAACGAUCAGGUGCUGGAGGACCGUUACUGCCCCCAUCCAAAACCUGCGACACAGAUCAAUUGUGCCAACUUUCGCUGUCCCACCUGGACGUUUGGCCAAUGGAGCAAGUGUAAUAACGAAUGCAAACGCUCCCGUCAGGUCCUGUGCCAGGACCAUCGUGGCAAUGAAAGCAACCAAUGCGCGAAGGAAAUGAAACCGCCCGACGAGGAAUCGUGUUGUAAUUUUAAAUGGCGAAUUACCUGCUCCGGAACGUGUGAUGCUGAGGGACGCCGCAAGCCCAAUCUCAUCUGCAAGAAGAUAUUUCCCAAAUCGAUCGAUAAUCCGCAUCCGUUCAGAACCGGCAAACGUGUUGAGGAGAAGUAUUGUACCAAUGCAAAAAAACCGUCGCCUAUCAAGCAGAAGAAAAAAUGUAGCAAACCAUGUCCAACCCGCUGGGAGACCUCGCCCUGGUCCAAGUGUUCGGUUGGGUGCGGUUCCGGCAGAACAGUGCGAAACGUGACCUGCACCGAUGGCCGUACGAUCUUACCGAAAGCCUGCAACAUGACGACGAAACCGCCGAACACGAAGGUCUGCGAAGAAUUCAGUGGCUGUCGAUGGAAAAUAAUGAAGUUUGGCAAAUGCAACUGUAAGGGUAGGCAGAGUCGCACCGUCAAGUGUUUCGAUGAAAUGCUGAACACCGAAUCGAAUCGCUGCUCGGAGAACGAACGUCCUCCGAAGACGAUCGCUUGCCAAAAGCCAUCGGGAUGCCGUACGCCUUCGCGCAAUCGACACCAUCAGUCGGCCUACAGAAAUUGCAAGGAUGCUCAGCGUAAGCAUCGCAUCGAUGGCGAAUAUACGAUGAACUUGAAUGGGACCAAAACCAAGAUUUACUGUCACAAAAUGGCGACUAGAUCACCGGUGGAAUAUCUUAGUCUCCCAGCAGGUGCAACGGAAAACUAUGCGAUCUACAUUAAGCGACGAGCGGCUGAUGCAAACAGGUGUCAAAUGUCACCGCGUGAUUGGGAGGAUGAAAGCAUUAGCUACGGUGCGACACAUUAUCAAAAGAUUCGUAUCAAUAUCAGUACACUCCAGGUGUAUACGAACGACUUUGAAUUUACCACCAGCUCCGGUACGAAGCAAUCGUUCGGUUCCGCUGGUGACUGCUACAGCAAUACCGGCCAUUGUCCGCAGGGCGACUUUGCCAUCAACCUGGAGGGCACCCCGUUUCGCAUUAGGCCACGCACCACGUGGGAAACGGCCGGUGUGAAUUCCGUGAUCAAGUUCCUCGUACCGCUUAAAACGCCUUAUAAAAAGGUGCGGGCACUUUGUGGCGGCUACUGUGGCAGUUGCUCCGUGUCACGAAAUACCAACCUAUACCUACAGCUAGCAUAGUACACGAUCAGCGGGCACUGAUCACUAAUAAGGAGCUAGUCCGACUCAACCACGAGGACGAGAUGUGAAACCCAUGACCUUACAGUGUUAGUGUUCAAGGACUGGUGUUUUCAGCGAUCACGAUCAACCCCGCAAGACUACUUUUGGCUUAUUAACAUCUACUACUACUACUACUACUACCGGUCUACUCUUAAUAGACGUGAAUGCGCUAGGUACAUUACUAGCGGCAUAACACUUCAUCUCUUCCCGUCCGUAUCGUGAAUAGUGUACAAUUUUGUUUCUCGAUUCGUGUGUUUGUGUAACUGUGUGGACGUGUGUGUUUGUGUGUGUGUGUGCGUGUGUAUUUCCACGUUUUCUUCCUAAACGUUAAAAAAAGAAAAUCUCGAAUUAGUGUAGCCUUCAAAAUGUGCCAAAACUGAUCAAGAAACUGCUGCAGCAAAACACAAAACACGUAAUUGGUCAAUGGUCAUGGUUUGUGAGACAAGAAGAAGUGCUCAUAACGAUCGCCGUAUUGCCGGAUCUUGGGAUGUAACCGGAACAACUGACGACUACAUGGCGCAGCAACGAUCGCGACAGCGAAUUUAAGUUCUGUUUUAAGGACCUAGGCUGUCCAUUGAUUAACGCAUGCCGUUAAAAGAGAGUUGAUGUUAACGCUAGUACGAAUCCACUACAACGGAACGAUCGGUUCAUUACCGCUUAGCUUAUUGGUUAGUUCCAUUUCAUCAUAUCCAACGAUUUCAUGUAACUGUCUGGCUUGUCACUGCCUCGUACUGCUAUGCCAUACGAUAAUACGGCCCGUAAGGGUCUUUUUGGCUAAAAAUGUGUUGCCGUAUAUUUUUCCUUUGCCCAUUGUCGUAUUGUCAUACCUCGAUUGCUUCGGUGUAGCGGUGCAUGCCAAAAAAAAACAACAAAAACAUAAAAAAGAAAUGAACAAAACAUCUCAAAAGUACAAACACUUUGUAGUAGACCCAUCCUAAACGUUUCGUUCCUUUCCAUUCCUAACUAAAUUUAUAACAUAAUGGAAAUUGUUAUACAAAAGAGAAAAAAACUCAAAAAAAAAGAUAAAAAGUUAAAAUUGUACAGAAAAAUAGAAAGAUGAACGAACAACAGAUGAAAGUAAGGAAAGCCAUUAAAAAUUAUCUAGCCAACUCGCAAUAUGUUCGAUAUUCCGUACAAUUAAUCUGGAAAAUGACAUGCAAAACAAAAUCGGUUGUAAAAAACGCAAAAAAAAAAUCGCAUGCAAUGUUGUUGGUUUUUUUUUUGUUAUUUUUAAUUAUAAUUUAAAAUUAUCGUGUAUUCUGCCAAAUGUACAAGCCAGAAUCAUGUUAUAUACAAAUUUGUGUUUUGUUUCUUAAAAUUAUCACUGGCUCUGCGAGUUGGCUUGAAACGUACUCCACAUGCGAAACACCGAACGAAUCGAACCGUUAAGCAAUGAUACCCGAAAAUACUCAAUAGUGAUAAAAGCAAUUCUGUAUAAUCUAAACCGCUAAAGAAAAAGUAAAAAAAGUAAACCUAUCGAUGUAAAAUGAAAAGAAGAAAAAGGAAACCAACAAAAAAAAGCACUCAACGAGGAAAGAACACAAUUCAGUCGUGAAAGCAAACCUAAUAGCAUGUACAAUAAGGCUUUUGCUGCGAACACCGGUGCGGAACUGGACAAAUGAAUCUCAAAUGGCUGAUGGCUUUCCGUUCUAGUAUUACGAAACCUCACCACCCGCAACCAAACUUUCGAGGACAGUUAUGUACAUCUUGCUCCAUCUUGGCAAUAACUUCAUACUUACCAAACUGCCCUUACUCUAAAGCUUAUUCUAAAUUGCGCCGUUCACAGCACGACGUGUGUUUUGUUUGUGUGUGUGUGUGUGUUUGUGUAAUAGUAACAAAUUAAAGAAUUUGUUUUUUUUUCGUUAAAAGGAAGAUAAUGGAUGAAAACUGCCAUAUUAUUGUUAACCGUAGCGUUCCCUUUGUUUUGCUAAUAUGGAACCCUGCACAAAUCGUUCAAGCAUCAUAAAUCGCAGCGCGAGGCGUGAAGUUACGAAAUACGAAGCGAACGUGAAAUUAACGCACAGAUCUGUAGGACGGAUCCGCUCGCUUGUAGUAGCUGUUAGGGAAAUUAUGUGUAUUUUUUCUGCUUAAUAACGAACUUAAAGUAAUUUUCUCUUCUAUUAUCAAAUUAAAUAAUAGAUUUCAUAAACAACUACUAAUAAGCGCUAGUAAGGUAAAUUUUUACGCUCGUUGACUCUUUGUACGUUCGAUCGUGCGAUCCUUGUCCUUGAUGUUGGACAUUGUUUUGCGUGUGAAAUGAAAGCUUAGUUGCAUCACCUUGGGAAGCAAAAACUAUUUUUUGAUAGUCGCAACGAAUGCUGUUUGUGCAAGUAUUAACUAAGAAAGGCAAAAAUAAUAAUGAUGAAACGGUGACAUGCAAUAAGGGGGAUGUGAAGAAUUUCACAACCUACGCUAGAAAACACUCAGACGUGAGAGAGUAACUUGUUAUGUGACUUUUACUAUGUACGUUGAAUUAAUCCUAUACGGAUAAAAUGUUUAGAAUAGAAUUGCGCCAACUAAACCAACCGACCUUAUUUAUUUACACUGCCACAAAAAAAACACUUAAAUAAUGCAACACGGAAGAAUAUUAACUGUAGGACAAUACAAACGAUCGAAACUACCGGUAAAGCGACGAGCGCACAAUAAUUUCAUCUGUUGUUUCGAUAGUGGCGCUUAGGAAAUUCUUCUGCAAGAGUGGCUGAUGGUGGUUCUUUAUGCUGAUGCUCUCAUUUCUUUUUUUUUUUGUUUCUUCACUUUAACUGUUUCAUCUUUUCACUUUACACUAUAUAAUACCACGAUACCACUCACACGGUUGAAUUUUAUAAACCGUGUAAAUAAAUCAGCAAUUACCUUCAACAACAACAACAAAAAACGCGCGUCAGCCGCCAGCAAAAAGGCACUUAAAGUGAUAAUGGCAGCUAGCAUUUUAAUUCAUUACAUCAUUAUAUCAGCUAAUAGGUCUUAUAUUAAACUGCCAACGGAACACACACAACGGUGCACUUUACAAGCCUGCGUUAUUGUAAUCAUGAUCGUUUCUCUUGAUUAUUUGGAUAAAACAAUUAUGUUAGUGCUAGAUUUUAUUCUACCUGUGUAACUUUGUAAUCGUAUCAUUUGCCACAUUAUGUAUGAACGCAUAAUAAACAGCGAACGCCUUUAAACUAUUUGCCCGCGAAAAGGGAACGUACGAUGUAUAGUGAACGUACGAUGAUUUGCAGUAUCAUCGAACGCUUUUAAA